Molecule: messenger RNA, 768 nt
Organism: Hermetia illucens (black soldier fly)
Lineage: Eukaryota; Metazoa; Arthropoda; Insecta; Diptera; Stratiomyidae
Product: serine/arginine-rich splicing factor 3-like
Exons: 1
Coding region: 1-768 (255 amino acids)
Biological process (GO): mRNA splicing, via spliceosome
Cellular component (GO): nucleoplasm; ASAP complex; cytoplasm
Molecular function (GO): RNA binding
Source: RefSeq, a predicted model, not a curated record
AUGAGCGUAGUGCAUAUAACUGGUUUAGCUGACGAAGUUGAAAGAGAUCAUCUUCAAAGUAUUUGCCGUCCUUAUGGCGCCAUUGUACAAAUAAGACUUGGUAGAGGUGUACCAAAAGAAGGGUUCGUUGAAUUUAAGGACCCAAAGUCGGCGGCUAACUUAGUAGCAGAACUGAACGGACAAGAAAUGUGUGGCUAUACUAUUAAAACUGAAUUGUGCAAACCAAGAACUGAUACUUGCGGACGUCAAAGAUCAUCCAGAAGCGGUUUGAAUAGAGAUACAAUCAAGCUUAGUAAUCCGUUUAGAGGACCAAGACGAGAAUUUGAUGAUGGAAGGAGAUCUCCGAAUUACAGGAGGGUGGAUGCAAGCAAAGAUCGCAUUUCCACGAAACGUGAUCGGUCUGAAUCGAGGGCCCGUGUAGUUGACCAACGUAGCACUUACCAGAGCAGAUAUCGCUCUAAGAGGGAUGAAGACUUUCGCCGAAGAGGCUUAAUGCGAAACGAUCGUUCUAAGACAAGUAGGCACCAUUACAAUUGGAGAUCAACGAAUCAUUUGCAUGAGGAUAAGGAACGGAACAUGAACAAGUAUGGACGCUUCACCAGGCGGGAUCGGUCUGAAUCACCCCGUCGACAAUAUUCCUCGGUAGUUGUACAACCUACAAAACGGAGGCGAAUCGAUUCAACUGGAUCAAGUUACGGUACCACGUUGAGUCAGCACUCUUCAGUCAGUAAGCUUGGUAUGACACCAGAUGGUGGAGACUGGGAUUGA